Molecule: messenger RNA, 1527 nt
Organism: Eruca vesicaria subsp. sativa (arugula)
Lineage: Eukaryota; Viridiplantae; Streptophyta; Magnoliopsida; Brassicales; Brassicaceae
Source: the annotation of a GenBank genome assembly
AUGUUAGGGGAGCUUUUAUCAUGUUUCAGCUCAAUUCAUGUUGGGUUGGCGGUGGGAUAUUUGAUUUCGACACUAUUAGAAAAAGGGAUUCCGAUAGUGUUAGAACAAACAUCUCGACGAUUCCCAAAGAGAAACCUCAAAAGUUUUGAGGUAGAAGACAGAAUAAGUGCGUUACCGGACGAUUUGCUCGUGCGUAUAUUGUUGCUUGUGCCAACAAAAGAUGUAGUGGUUACUAUGAUUUUGUCAAAACGAUGGCGGUCUAUUUGGACGAUGGUGCCAAAGCUCGACUACCUAGAGAUGAUCGAUGAUGAUAUUAACAAAGUAGUUAUUGGCGGUUUACUUGGCCGAUUACUUGAGCGUUUUUUCGGCAAAAGUGAUCAGAAACUACUGUGGCUUUUGCGGUUUAUCGACGAGUCAUUACAAGCCCACAAGGCACCAGUUUUAAAAAUAUUAAAUAUAGCAGUCGAUACAGGACGUCACGUUGAUGUUGAUGUUGGAAAUUGGAUUAAAAAAGCGGUUCAUAGUAGAGUACGUGAGCUAGGGUUUUUUCUCAGAUGGCCAGCGGAGCCUACUAGGUUACCUAAUAACCUUUACUCAUGUGAUACACUCGUUUCUCUAGGUCUUUCCAACAAGAUUCUUGUUGAUGUUCCUUCUCUACCAUGCCUCCCAUCCCUCAAAGAUCUUGAACUUGACUCUGUGGUAUACAAAGAUGAAGAUUCUCUCGCUAGAUUAUUGUCAAGUUGUCCUGUUCUCAAACAUUUGGUUGUGGAACGACGACACCAAGACAACGUAAAAAAUUUCAAUAUAAAAGCCCCAUUAUUGGUAUUUUUAUCAUAUCAUAAUGUGGAGUUAGUAGCACACGACCAAGGCACUGAGGGUUGUUUAGUAAUAGAUUCUCCGGCUUUAAAGAAAAUCUUCAUCACAGAUUACUCGAGAGACUCUUACUCGAUCGAGAACCAACCUCGCCUUGACAAGGCAAAUAUCAACUUCCGUUGGUACCCUGAUUACAGGUUUAGGACAUCUCUUUCCUCAGUCAUGUGUCUCGAAUUAGUUUUGAGCUUUGCAACGCUUCCGUGGUUUAGCACUAUUGGGUAUUCUCAUCUUAUAGAAUGUAAGAUAGUACUUGUACACGACUUAGACUGGUUAGAACCACUUAUGAAUUUGCUUCAGUAUUCUCCUAAUCUAAAAAUUCUUCUCAUCGACAAGAGAUUCCUUCAAGUUGCGGAGGAGUUGCCACUUUCAUGGAACCAACCAAGUUCUGUUCCCGGAUGUUUGUCAACCCAUCUUGAGAUCUUUGAGUGGGAUGAAUAUGACGGAAGAAAGGAAGAGAAACAAUUCGUAAAUUACAUCUUUGCCAACUCUAAGUGUUUAAAGAGAGCUGGAUUCUCUUUGAAACCAACCAGCAUCCAUAAAGAUAAAGAGAAGAUGAAAGAAUUGGAGUCUAUGUAUAGGGUGUCGCCAACAUCCCAGCUUCUCUUCUCCACUCAGGUUGAAUAUAUGACUGUUUCAGGUGAAACGAGGGACUAA